Penicillium robsamsonii is the source of this 303-nucleotide messenger RNA. RefSeq lists its product as uncharacterized. Bases 1 to 303 code for a protein of 100 amino acids. The record is from RefSeq and is a predicted model, not a curated record. The transcript is spliced from 2 exons. Lineage: Eukaryota; Fungi; Ascomycota; Eurotiomycetes; Eurotiales; Aspergillaceae.
AUGUAUUUUCGGUCCUGUCACCAAAUCCCAGGAUGCCACGAGUUCCUCGAAAGCAUCAUUCAACGCUUGGGGGUGCUCGCUAGUGGUCUGGUGAGACGUGAUGGCCCAGUUGGCGAUCUCGGCGGCCGCGUUCUAGGCCUUACAAAUGUUGCAGAUGUCUCUUUCAAACCGAGGUCUCGCGGUCCUAGCGCUCCUGGGCUACGCCGAGUGCAGUAUCUGUCGCGAGAUGCUGGGUGGAUUGAGCGCCGGCUUGCAGAGCGGUCGAGUGCGAUUGGACUGCAGCUUGAACUUGCCCCGAUCUGA